CAAACACAGAACUAGUUUCUAGUCUACUAGUUAAACUAAUGUUUGAGGUUUCUGAUGUAGACCUGGUCUGAUGUGGUCUGGAUGGAGGAAACAAAGGCAGAGAAGUCUUCAUUUCUUUGUGUUUUUGACAAACAGAAUAAAGGUUUCACUUGUAGUCCAGGUCUUUAAUGUACCUGGUCUGAUGUGGUCCAGGUCUUUAAUGUACCUGGUCUGAUGUGGUCUCUGUGUGUCCUACACACAGCCUGCAGACUAUCAAUCAACCAGUCAUCAAUGAAGUGAGAUCCCUCCGCUGCCUUAACUAGUGCCUCCGGUGUUACACUGUUUCCUGUCCCCCUCCUGAUUUUUAUGAUUUCUGUCAGAUUAUUUUGGUGUAUCACAAACUGGAAUUGUGACAUUUUUAGUUUUUUUAUGCAAAAAUCCAGAAUGAAACGAUUUGAUUGGCUGAAUGAAAACAGGUUCUCAUCUACAGCCAGGUUUUUUAAAGUCUGACACUGUGGACAACAUGAAAACAAAACAAUCAUGCUUGUUUUGGAACUACAUUUCCCACAAUGCUCCUUUUUUAGUUUUUUAAAGCUGUCAUUAGUUUCCAUGUAGUCAAGACAGGAAACUUUAAAACAUGACGGUUCUUUACCAUGUUUGGACAUCAGUGAUGAUCAUGAUGUCGUCUGACUGAGUGAUGAAGAGGAGGAGCGGUGACCCUAUUCGUUCUGAUUGGUUUGCUGCGCAGACAGAAUGACGAUGGCAUAAUUAACGAGCUGUGAUGUUGUGUUUCAGGUGUGAUCAGGUGUGUGUGUGUUGGAGCAGCAGGAUGCCUACCCCUCCCCCCCCCCCCCCCCCCCCACCAGGGGCACCCCCAGCUCCCCCCACCUUCAGCCAGGCCAACACCACCCCCCCCAAGCUGAGCAGAGAGGAGGCUAAAGGUCACGGCGCUCUGCUGACCGACAUCUGUAAAGGCACCGGGCUGAAGAAGGUGGCGGUGGUGAACGACCGCAGCGCUCCGCUGCUCGACAGUAAGAGCCAAACACCAAAGAGCCAAACACCCCCCACAGAUCACCCAUACAUUCGCUUAUACCAAUACCUACAGAACCAGCCUCAGCAGCAGGGGGCGCCGUCUGAGGAGCAGCAGAGGACGGCACUAGAGAAGCCCAAAGGAGGCGGAGCAGCAGCAGCUGGAGCCAAUGGCAGUCCAGCAGGAAGCCCGUCUGAUUCUGUUCCACCAAUAGGAUGGCUGUUCACGGGGGGGGUCCCCAAACUGAGACCAGUCGGAGAUGGUUCUUCUGGAUGUUGUCCUUCCACUCGAGUUGCAGCGCCCCGCCCCCCCAGCCAUCGCCAUGACGACACAGAGAGCCCCUCCCCUCAGACGCUGUCGCCCACGAGUCGCUCCCAGCGCCCCUCCCUGCCCAACUUGAGCUCCCCCCCCUCCUCCUCUGCAGCUUCCUCCCCCUCCACCAGCAUGAAGCACUCCUCCUCCGCCCCCCCUCCACCUCCUCCUCUCUGUCGCCGCGGUAACGCCCCCUCUCCUCCUUCCUCCUCCUCCUUUUACAACAGCGAGAAGCCCCUCCCUCGGACCCCAAACAACACCCCGCCCCUCCCCUCCAAACCUCCCCCGUCUCCCGGCAACAGCAGACGCCCUCCCACCUCAGGAGGAAACCCCGCCUCCUCCCCCUCCUCCUCCUCCCUGGCCCCGCCCCCUCCACCUUAUCGCAUCGCUAACAGUCCGACAGGUGGCGUGGAGGCGGUGCCUGACCUGCCGCAGCGUCACAACUCCCUCGGCAACAAGAGGGCCGCCCCCUCCCCCGGAGGCCACACCCCCACCAGAGGCCCCGCCCCUCCCCCACCCCUGGCCUCCCCCACCCCCUCCCAACAGGGGGCCAACAGGCCGCCGCCCCCCAUCAGAGAGACGCCAGGUAGAGGAGCAGCUCCUCCUGUUCCGGUCCAGCCGUCAUCGUUGAGACCAGGUGGCAGAGAAGCUCCGCCCCCGCCUCCUUACAGGACUCAUGGUAGCCCCUCCCUCUCCCCUGACCCCCCCGCUAGAGGAAAACCUCCUCCUCCGCCCACCCGCAACCCCGCUGGUCCUCCCCCUCCUCUCCGCAACGGACACUCCUCCUCCUCCGUCCCUCGCUCGUUUGUCGAUGACUUUGAGUCCAAGUAUUCGUUCCAUCCUCUGGACGACUUCCCUCCUCCAGACGAGUACCGACACUUCGCCAAGAUCUACCCCAGCAGAGCCAACAGAGUGAUGAGAGGAGCUCCUCCACUGCCUCCUGUUGGGAGGUGAACCAUGAGAUGACAUCACCGCUGGAACACACACACACACAUAUGAACACACGCUCCGCUCCAUGCUGUUUGACAUCACAUCUGCAGCAUCCAGCGUCGUCGUCGUCUUCAUCGCCACCUCGUCUACGCUCUCAUCUGAUUGGCCGAGUUCUGAUCAUGUGUCUUAAAGUGAUGAAGAGGAGCGGCUCGCUCUGCAAACUGUGACCUCAGCGUUCUUCCUCCUCCUCUCUGGACACCUUUAGUUUGUUUUGUUUGCACUUUUUGGUUGCAGCUCCUCGUGAGGAGGUGUGAGGAGGUGAUAGACUGAUGAGGAGGAGCAGUUUGUUGCACAGACUGAAGAUGAAGGCGUGAGUGGGGGGGGUCUUUAUCUCUUUCUGAGCUGGAGACAAACUACGUUGUGAUGUCAUCAGAAAUCCUCGUAAAGU
This is a messenger RNA of Anarrhichthys ocellatus (wolf-eel), 2699 nucleotides long. It is a transcript of the gene wipf2b, whose product is annotated as WAS/WASL interacting protein family, member 2b. NCBI's taxonomy places the organism in Eukaryota, Metazoa, Chordata, Actinopteri, Perciformes, Anarhichadidae. The record is from RefSeq and is a predicted model, not a curated record. The transcript is spliced from 7 exons. The coding region runs from base 761 to 2275 and encodes 504 amino acids. Gene Ontology annotation, molecular function: actin binding.